AUGAGCAUUUGCAAACCCCACAUAUCCUUCAAGGUUCUUCUGUUGAGCUACUUUGUGAACAACACAUUUCCAUCAUUUCCAGUGUUGAAGACAUUGAUAGAACACAUCCAACCAUGGCGCCGGCGGUGCGCUGCAGGCGCUGGGCUGCGGCUCGCUGCCCUCCCUCCGCCGCGGCGGCGCGGACCGAGCUGCCCCCUCCUCCUCCUCCUCUUCCUCCUCCUCCUACUCCUCCGCCGCUACCGCCGCCGCGGCGCGCCUCUGCCCCGCCGCCUCUCCAACGCCCUCUGCGCCGAUCCCGCCGAGGGGCCGCGGCUCUUCCACACGGCGCCUACGCGCGCAGGCGGCCGGACGCGCUUAACGGCUCGGCUCCGCGCUCCCGGCGCCGCCUCCUCCGUCCCUCGCCGCCGCCUCGCACGCCCGCUCGCACGGCCCCUGCCCGCCUCUCCCGACGCGCAGCGCCGGCGGCUUCCGGCUCGGCCCCUCGGCUCGGCGCGGGACUUCGCAGGGCACUCGCUGCCUCUCCCCACGUCUCUUUCCUCGCCCCCGCCUCUCGCGGCGCGAGGUUCGGCUGCUAUUUCCUCCCCGCCCGCCCCCUCUUCGCCGCGUCCCGUGUCAGAGAAAAAAGGUCCGCUCGGCGGCCAUUUUGGAACCGGGCACGCGCCGGAACGCCAAAGCCGCAUCGGCGGGCCGCGGGAUUUGCCCGCAACAAAGAUGGGUGGCGGCUUCGACGGGUCGGGCGGGACGGCUACGGCUCCCCUCCUUUUUGUGGAACGCCGUCACCCCAAGCGCGGAUUGCGGAUCCCGCCGGGCGCUGAGGAGAGGCGGGCGGAAGAGCGGUACCCGGAGCUGCUCCUCGGGCACGUCCGUCUCCCCGCCGCACCGUCGCGAGGAGUCCUGCCGACACCGGCCGAGGAGAGGGCUGGAAGCGGGCUCUCCCCUCCUCGCAAUAAAGCCCGCAGUCCCGUUCACGGCUCGCAACUCGCGGCGCUGCCGCCUCCCUCCCCUCGCACGGGCGGGCACGGCCGCUUCCCGGCUCGGGAAGAAGGGCGGGUGGCCUCGCAACGGCCGCGCUGCACUUCAGACCGGGGCUCCUGGUCGCCACCGAGGGUUCCGCCUUCCCGAUGUAAAAAGGGGGAUUUUUGUGAGGCAAGCGUGAGCUCUGGUCGCCGAAACUGAAGUGAAAGAGCUGCUAAAUCAUCUCUUCCGCCGCCGGGACCCGUCAAUAGGUCCAAAGUCUGCCCUUCUGGCCAACGGCGGGGGGAUGCAGUGAAAAGUUAUUAAAACGUACCGUUGGAAGAUGCCACAUAAAGCCCUUCCACGAGUGUUCCUACACCCUGUAAAUCACACUGCUACGACAGCGCUCGGCUUAGUGUAGCCCUGGCACUCCAAAUUGGUGCCUCUAAGUCCUGCCUCCGCCCCUAAGGAGCUCAGCUGUGGUGCUGGGAAAGGGGCACGGCAAAAUAAGCAAAAAAGAAUUACUUUUGCCCUUCCCAUUCAACUGCAGACCUCGCUGUUGUGUUGUACUUUCAUACCUGGGUCAUCUCUUUGGAGCCAUUUAAGCUCCUGGAUGCUUUACGCCCUCACUGAGAUGCUGGAUACCUGUAUUUAUGAUGUGUGAUCUGAAACCUUACACCCCUUUUGUGUUUGGGAUUUCUGAGCGUGGUCUCAAGGUUCCUUGGCUUUUCUUUCUCACAAGACAUUGCAUUUCUCAAGUAAAGUACUCAGCAAAAAAGGGAAACAUGCUGAAUUUGUUGUGUCUGUGAUAUAUUUCAUUUCUACUAUUUUUAAGGGUACAUUUUAAGAGGACGAUGGGGUACUGGAAGGAUGAAAGUAGGAAGUUCCAUUUCAAUAGCUGAAGUGGGCAUGUUGUUAAAGCAGUGAUUGAGUAGGUAGAGUCGCAGCAAGGCAGAAAAGAACAGCUAUGAAGGGGCUAAGACAGUCCUUGGUUCUUUCUGAUUCCCACCCAAUUCUUUCUCAUCUGUGC
Molecule: messenger RNA, 1984 nt
Organism: Lagopus muta (rock ptarmigan)
Lineage: Eukaryota; Metazoa; Chordata; Aves; Galliformes; Phasianidae
Product: insulinoma-associated protein 1-like
Exons: 4
Coding region: 1-1176 (391 amino acids)
Source: RefSeq, a predicted model, not a curated record